Messenger RNA from Podarcis muralis (Common wall lizard), 3514 nucleotides. It is a transcript of the gene CRCP, whose product is annotated as CGRP receptor component. Gene Ontology annotation, biological process: transcription initiation at RNA polymerase III promoter. Lineage: Eukaryota; Metazoa; Chordata; Lepidosauria; Squamata; Lacertidae. The record is from RefSeq and is a predicted model, not a curated record. Gene Ontology annotation, molecular function: nucleotide binding. Gene Ontology annotation, cellular component: RNA polymerase III complex.
CCUCCCUUUCCUACGGAAAGAGCCGUCCGCCCUGAACUCCCUCGAGGAAGGCGGGAGGAGGCCGCCGAGAUCCCCGCUCCGACCGGGCCGCCCUCCCGUCUCGGAAGCAUCGCCCGGAAGGGAAAGAGGCAAAGCGGCCGCUGCCUGAGCAGCGACGCGGCCGGAGACGACGCAGCCGAGAAAGGCGGCGGAGGGCCGAAGGGAGGAGCGAGCGAAGGCGGCGCGAGAGGCAGGAAGAGGCCGCGGCGUGGGCAAGAUGGAAGUGAAAGAUGGAAAUGCAGCUCUUCUGAGCAAUUAUGAGGUGUAUAAGUUGCUGACUGAUCUUAAGCAGCAGCGCCGAGAGACCGGGAGAAGCAAGCAGAGUGCUGGGCAGCAGAAUUUGAAUACUAUCAUGUAUGAAACACUGAAAUACAUAUCUAAGACACCAUGCAAAUUCCAGAAUCCUGAGGUUGUAAGAGACUUCCUCUUGGCACUGAAAAGCCACAAGUUAACGAAGGCAGAAAAACUGCAACUUCUCAACCUCAGGCCUGUGACUGCCGUUGAGAUCCAGUUGAUCGUGGAAGAAAGUGAGGAGAGGCUCACUGAAGAGCAGAUUGAAUCCCUGCUCCAGACGGUCACUAGAAAUCUUCCUGGAGACCCAGAGCAAGAAGAGCAGCAGGAGUCAGCCAUGGCUGCGGAGGAAGAAGGAGACGGGGUAUAGAAAGACUUGGACCAUGUGGGUGGCCUUGCCAAAAUGUUAUCACUGGGGAGAGUCAGCCAAACAUUCCAGUUGCAAAGAGGUUCCAGGGAGGAUGAAGACUCCCCCCUCCCUCAUUUGCUGACUAACACACAGUGAUAUCACCCUGCAGUGUUUUUCAUGUUUGUUUAUCCUCCACAAGAGCAACAAUUACCAACAACAGAAUUCUUAACAAAUGUUCUAUUUGUGGGAUAAGAAAACUGGAUUUGUCUGAGAUGCAGAUGCUGUGGUUGGUUCCAUGUGCCUUUUAUGUGUGUACUCCUUUGAGUAAGAUUUACAUGCAGCUGGCCUUCUGAUUACCAGUUGGUUUCUAGUGCUUCUGAAUGACCCGACCUGUUUUGCAAAAUACAUCUCACAAUUGAUUGCAAAAUCUUGUUCUGCUUCUUUAUUUACUAGAGAGGUGUAUCCAGUUUUUCUUCUCUCGCAUUACCAGAGUGCAUGAUCACCCAACAAAGUAAACUGGCAGUAGGUUCAGGACUGGAGAAAGGGAGCAGCUCUUGACGCAACACAUGACCUUACAGAAUUGAUAGCCAACACAUGAGCUCAGAUAGCUGUAAAAAGAAUUAGAAGGGCUGCAACUCAGGGGCAAAGCAUCUGCUUUGCAUGCAGAAGGUCCCAGAUUCAAUCCCCAAUGGCAUCUCCAGACAGAGCUGGGAUGGACUCCUUGCUUCAAACCCUGGAGAGCAGCUGCUUGUCAGUGUAGACAACCCUGAACUAGAUGGAAAACUGAUGUUACUUGUAUGAGUAAGUGGGGUGACACGAUAACUCAAUGGAACCUCCAUGCACAGAAGCCCUAGUACUUCUGAAUGCCAGAGGCCAGGGACAAACAAGAGUGGAGAGUGUUGGAUUUGUGCCCUGCUUAUGAGCAUUUGGAAGCAUCCAUCCAUUGUUUGGCGGAAAUUGAAUUCUGGAUCUCAUUCUGAUCUCAUAAGGCAAAACUUUCCCUGCUUUAUGCCUUUCAACCAACAGCAAACAGUCUCUUCUGUCCUUGGGCCCUGUGACCCAUUUUCCCUUCCCUUAUCUUUUAUAUCCACACCUCAUUCUAUUAGGCCCUCUGACCCCAGUCAUCAUCCUUCUCCUUCGCCCAAUCUGUGUUCUUUUCUCUUCAGCCCUGUUGCCUCUGGGGCCCCUCAUCUCCUUAGUUCCUCAGUCUCCUGGACACUUUUCUCUCUCUGCUUUCUAGAUCUCACAUACUCCCCCUGCUUAGAACUGGUUUGGACUUAGAAAGCGUAAAACAUGAAGGACCUGGCUUGCAUUACAUCACUGUAUUUAGAACACCAAGGUUGGAGACAUCUGGCUUUUGCUAUAGGGUUCCUGCCCUUCCCUGCUCUUGCAGUUCUGGGCAUCUGUCAACAUCUGCCCACCUCCCUCCCUCCCAUUCAUGGGAACACAGGGCCCAUUUCUGAAACUUUGCAUUUUGUGUUUGUAGAAGCUGUGUAAAAGAAUGAAUGCAUGAAAAGAUAAGCAGAGGUGUGGUUUAAAUUUGGGGUGUGUGCUCUGUUUAUCCAGGCAGUGAUACAUAUUUUUGCACCGUCUUUAUCAGAACUUGACAGUUAAUUAUUAGGGCCUGCUAGUGUGUGAGGGACCAAUCCCUGAAAGCAAAAACAAAUAGAAAUGUUCCUCAGCAGCUAAGAAUGCAUUCCCCUUCCCUCCCAGCACAUUCUUCUGUUUGCGGAUGUCGUGGUUUGUAAGCUUAGCUCGAAUAAACCCCAGCCUGCUGUGCGAAGCAACUGCCUGAGGUGUGUCUUGAAAGGUUUUGGAGACCUGGAAUGUUUCUGCACCAUUUGGUGACCCAGCCAAUAGUUUGGGGGGUCCAGCAACAUUUGGAGGGCCGAAAGUUACCUAUCCCAGAUCUAACUCUUCAGAAGCCACAUAGUAAUGUUAAGUAGUUCACAAAUAAACAUCAUGAUCAUAUUGUGUUAUAGCUUUUUAGGUAUAAAAACUUUGGUCUAGGAUACCUUAGGGACCACCUGCUUCCUUCUAUUCCUGUUUAAUCACUCAGGAUUUUGGGGGGAGUAGUCGCCCAUGAUUCACAUGCUGUUUUAGUAUUGUGAACCCAAUUUUGUAGAACUCCCUCCUGGUUGAGGUCAGAUAGACCCCCUUUCUGUUGAACCUCCAGCACCCAAUGAAUAGUUCUUUAUUCCAGCAGGCAUUUUAAGUGAAUUCUGAUGUUAUAAUUUUAACCACUUUAUUGUAUUGGGUUCUUGUAUGUGCCACAUAGAAGCAACUAAUUUAGCAGUAUAUAUAACUUGUCAAAGUAAAUAAAAUACUUAGCUUUUUUGCUUGAGAAUAGUAAAAUGAGGAACAGUCCAACCUCCUAUGCCUUUUUACUCAAAAGUAAACCCAGGGCUUCCAUAUACACUGCCCAGGCUUGCACUCCAGAGAGGUCACUGCAGGCACUGUGAUUCUUUAGUGGUUUGAGUUCCCCCCCGAGGUGCACUCCAUUGUCUCCCGAGACAGACAGAUGCCAACAAGAAGAAGUAAUAUUUUAGUUCCUUGAGACUUAUGCCCAAGUAAGUCAAGUACAGGACCUCAGCCGAAUACAUUUGCUCUGGCAGCGGGUGAGGAAGUGCUACUUGGGCUUUUCUCCUUCACGGCCUCCAAGGCAGAUCUCAACAAGCCAGAACACAUUUACCAACCUCUGGUGUUGAUGGGAGUUGUAGUCUCUUUUUGGAAAACUGCCUGAAGAUUUCUAAUGCAGAAAGCUUGGGAAUCUAUAAGCAACUAUAUGAAGUCUUGUUACCUUUUAAUUAGAUGUUGCAUUUUAAUUAGAUGUUA